GCUUAGCAGCCAAGAUUUGCAGUUUUCAAUAUGAGCAUCAUCAAGUAACUUUCUUCUUCUUCUUCAUAUGGCGACGGUGCAGGCUCUCUUAGGCAAUUGGACGUCAGAAGAGCGCCGAAUUUUGACAACCGUCAAUAGCGCCACUUCCAGUCUCUCUCUUCUUGGUUCAGGAUUCAUAGUUCUCUGCUACUACCUUUUCAAGGACCUCCGCAAGUUUUCCUUCAAGCUUGUCUUCUUUUUAGCCCUUUCUGACAUGUUAUUCAGUUUCUUCAGUAUUAUUGGGGAUCCAUCUAAAGGACUAUUCUGCUAUGCUCAAGGAUAUAUCACACAUUUCUUCUGUGUGGCAUCUUUUUUGUGGACCACUACAAUUGCCUUUACUCUUCAUCGUACGGUUGUUCGACACAAAACAGAUGUUGAAGAUAUUGAACCAAUGUUCCAUUUGUAUGUUUGGGGAACUUCACUAGUUACUACUGUCGUACGAUCUAUUGGAAAUCAUCAUGGGCAUUUAAGGGGUCUUGGUGCCUGGUGUCUGACGCAGCUCGGAACAACAGGGAAGGCGGUUCACUUCAUAACAUUUUAUAUUCCUCUCUGGGGUGCUAUUCUUUUCAAUGGGAUCACAUACUUUCAAGUGAUACGCAUGCUGAAUAACGUAGCACGUAUGGCUGCUGGUAUGUCAAAUAGGCUUUACCAACCAGAUGGACGACCAGACAUGAAGGCUUUGAACAGGUGGGGUUAUUAUCCUCUAAUUUUAAUAGUGUCGUGGAUGUUUGGGACAAUCAACCGAAUCCAUGAUUUCAUUGAACCAAGACAUGAAAUAUUUUGGCUCUCGGUUCUUGAUGUCGGGAUGGCCUCACUAAUGGGUUUGUUCAACUCAAUAGCAUAUGGCUUCAACACAUCUGUUCGUCGAGCAAUUUAUGAGAGAUUGGAUUUGUUACCCGAAAGAUUCAGAAGAUGUCUUCCUAUUCCUAAUAGUAUUUCAAAGUCCAGAAACCAACCACAUGAGAAUGAACUGGUUUCACUAAAAAUCGAUCAGCAGAAUUAGCAAAAUCGUGACCGACAAAACUGAAACAUUUUUUUAAUAUUUUGGGACAAGUACGAAGGAGAGAACACAGUGUUGUUCUUCGUGCAUUUGCCUAUUCUUCCACUGCAAGAUAAACUCUCCGAUUGGCUUACAUAACAUCGCUCGCUACUCACUUCGUACCGAUAAGAUUUGUUCUCAAGAAGAAAAACAGGGUAAGAUAAUGAGUGUAUUUUUACAUUACUAUCCAAUUGUGGUUUUUGUUUUGUAGUAAACAUUUGUCAUAGGAUUAGACUGUUUUGGUUUGUAAUUCCUCUAUUUGGAAACACUUUGGAUUUGAUUUGAUAGAGAAAUUGUGAGAUAGGUAGUGUUUGA
This is a messenger RNA of Impatiens glandulifera, 1393 nucleotides long. Its product is annotated as G-protein coupled receptor 1-like. The transcript has 9 exons. Gene Ontology annotation, cellular component: plasma membrane. The coding region runs from base 68 to 1042 and encodes 324 amino acids. Gene Ontology annotation, molecular function: G protein-coupled receptor activity. The record is from RefSeq and is a predicted model, not a curated record. Gene Ontology annotation, biological process: adenylate cyclase-activating G protein-coupled receptor signaling pathway; cell surface receptor signaling pathway. Lineage: Eukaryota; Viridiplantae; Streptophyta; Magnoliopsida; Ericales; Balsaminaceae.